AUGAUCAACAUCUCAUACAACAUUGCCUGUCAAUGGCAUAAGAAGCUCUGGGCAUAUAUGGAAGGCAUGCCAUCAAGAUUUCACAUCCCUUGCGACUCAAUGACCAUCCGAUUUUUUGUGCCAAAGUUUCAUCUGAAGGCGCACAUCGAUGAAUAUGGUGAGGCUCCCGAGCGUGGUCGUACACUCUUGUGCAAGAUCCGCAAUGCCAUUAAGUGGAAAAAGGAGCAUGAGGAAGGACUAGCAGAGCUAGAGAGGACCAUUCAGCCAAUGCUUGUCCUUCAGUGGAGGAAAAAAGUUGAAGCUUGGGAGGAGGACAACUCUCAACCUAAUCCGUUCGAGAGCCGCUAUGCUUCUAUUACACAAGCCGCAGUUCAUCUACAGCUCGCUGAGCUUGAAGCCCAUGAACUUCAGGUAGGGAUCAAUGUCUUCCUGCAUACUGACAUUUCCCCAAGCAGAUUGAUCACUGCUGGCAUUGAUCUUCAAGACCAACAACAGCGCCUGAAGACGGACAUUGCCAAUGCAUCUCUUCACUCCACGGACAAGCAGAAGACUACCCUUCGUCAUCAAUCUUCAGAAGCUGGCACAACAAACAUGGCACAGCUAAAGCCUGAGGCGUUCAAGCUUUGGCUCCCAUCUGAACUCCAACCAACAGUAGGAUGUGAUAACAGGCUGGCUGCACACAAAUGGGAUCUAUGGCACGCACAAGCACUGGAUGCCCUUAACGAAGUCUGUUCACAUCUCUGCCUUCAGUCUCACAUGUAUAUCUACAAAGAUAGAAAUGCUCUCAUCGAAGGCAUGGAGGUGAGGAAAUGUGCUAGUGUUGACAAGUACCGGUCUGGCUGGGACAUAUCCCUUCCACCACUCCUGGACUCACAAGUGAGGCCUAUGGGUGACAUGGAGAGACAGGUCACUGGCUGGACUCACAUGUGGACAAUAGUAGCUCAGAAAAUGAGCGAGUUCAGGAUUCUGUUCGAGUGGAGUGGUGCAAAGCACGCGCACGUGCAAACUGCUGGCUGCGCUGCGUCUGUCUCUCGUGGCCUCCUUUCAGGACCUAUGGAAAGAUGUGCUGAUGUUUCAACAGUGAAGAUGAACCUACCAUUGACACACGGCCUCAGUUGCACAGUUGAUACAUCACCCAUGUACAGACAUUAA
Suillus plorans is the source of this 1152-nucleotide messenger RNA. RefSeq lists its product as uncharacterized. Bases 1 to 1152 code for a protein of 383 amino acids. Lineage: Eukaryota; Fungi; Basidiomycota; Agaricomycetes; Boletales; Suillaceae. The record is from RefSeq and is a predicted model, not a curated record. The transcript is spliced from 11 exons.